Messenger RNA from Caenorhabditis remanei, 846 nucleotides. RefSeq lists its product as uncharacterized. The record is from RefSeq and is a predicted model, not a curated record. NCBI's taxonomy places the organism in Eukaryota, Metazoa, Nematoda, Chromadorea, Rhabditida, Rhabditidae. Bases 1 to 846 code for a protein of 281 amino acids. The transcript has 7 exons.
AUGUUUCUCUCCAAGCUUGGAGCCCUGUGCACGAGGAUGGAUUUCCGUGAAGCCAACCUUCCAGCGGCUUCGUUUCAUACAGUUGCAGCUAUUUUGGCUAUCUUUUCGAUGAUGUCCACUGAUUGGAUUCUCAUUGAGGAUAUGAGCGCCAAGAAUGGAACCUUUGCCUUGGAUUCACUUGAAAUCGCACAGAUGUUCAUGAAGAACUCCGAGCCAUGCCGUGCAAUUGGUUGUCAUGAUUUCUGGGAAGCCGUCCGUUUUGGCGGAUACGUCGACGAGAGUGGAAAAUCACAUGUCGCUUUCCACACACCAUCGAGAGUUCUCGUUGAUUGUAUCACUCCGUCUACGGCCAACUAUUUCUACAUCCUCAUUGCUCUUUGCUUCGUGAUCUCUGCGACGUCAUCCUUGUGCGCUACGAUGAGUCUUCUUCCACCACCAGCACCAUUCCUGGCUUGGCUCCGAAGCAACUCAAUUUUGGAAAUGUCGAACAUGUUGCUAACUCUCUGCUGCUGUACAAUUGCAAUCGUUGCUCAAACCGACAUCUCAGACCAGCGUCCAAAUGACAUCGUUGCCAUCGGAGCUGGAGUUUUCCUUGUCUGCAUCUCGGGACUUCUUUCUUUCCUCGCUGCCAUGGCUAGCAUCCGUCAAAGCAACCGCAAGACUCGCAUGCGCCGUAUCGACAACCAACGUCUCCUCUGUGCACGCUCGCUUCGCUCUUGGAGAGACGCCGGACGCCGUCCAGAAGACGUCCGCCCAAUCGUUGAUUUUGAAAGAUACCUCGACGAAGCUACCGAGUUGGAGCAAACAUCUUCUCAAUCAUCUUCUCAAUCAAACCCUGCUGUCUAA